AUGAUUGCUAGUACAUUAACACGUAAUUCAGUUAAUCCUCAUCAAUCAUAUUCAACAAUUAAAAAAGAAGUUGCAACACAAACAUAUGGAAUUUAUUAUCCAAGUGCAAAAGAUAUUGAUUUAAUUAUAACACAAAAUAAAAAAUUAUUAAAUGAAAAAGAAUUAAAAGAAUAUCGUCCAAUAUUAACAUCUACAAGUCCAGGAAAAGGAUAUUGGCGACAACAAUUAGAUCAUAUUUGUGCUCAUUUAAAAACUUAUGCAGUUAAUCGACCAGAUUUUCAAUCAUUGAUUGGUAAACCACGUAUGGGUAAUAUGAUUCAUGCAACUGUACAUGAAAAUGAAUAUCAAGUAACUAUACAAACAGUAUUUCAUGAAUAUCCAAGAGAAAAAUCACAACGAACAAAAGUAAAACAUCGUAAUAAAAAAGGACCACGAGGUAAUACAACAUUACAUGAAUGUUGUUUAUUAGGACUUGAUGGUGCUGAACCAUUAAGAAUUCUUCUCAAACAUGGAGGUGAUGCAUCUUGGUUAAAUGAUAAAAAUGAAAGUGUUAUUGAUAUAGCAGCAAAACAAAAUUGUCCAGAAUUAUUACAAGCUUUUUCUAAAUAUCAAAGUGAAAAAAUGCUUAAACAACAUAUGAAAAAUUCUUAUGAUGAUCAUACAAGAAUAAAAACUAUUCAUGAUCAUCAUUCAUCAGAAAAAUUAUAA
Rotaria sp. Silwood1 is the source of this 708-nucleotide messenger RNA. The record is from the annotation of a GenBank genome assembly. NCBI's taxonomy places the organism in Eukaryota, Metazoa, Rotifera, Eurotatoria, Philodinida, Philodinidae.